CGGCGUGGGCGGGCCCGGGAGCCCAGCGGCCCCUGCGCGGCCCCGCCAGUCGCUGUAGCUGUCGCUGUCGCCGGCCGCGGUAAUGCUGCGGACACAGGAGCCCCGCCUAGGCGCCCCGCUUCUCCGGGCCGCGCUGGGCUUCGGGCGGCGAGCGGGGAGCCGGGCGGCGAGCGGGGGACGCGGGAAUGCCUGGCUCCGGCCCGCGGGCCGGGACACGGGCGUGCAGGUGUACAACAGCCUCACCGGCAGGAAGGAGCCCCUGGUGGUGGAGCGCGCCGGGGCCGCCUCGUGGUAUAGCUGUGGACCGACUGUAUAUGAUCAUGCACACCUUGGCCAUGCUUGCUCGUAUGUGAGAUUUGAUAUAAUUCGAAGGAUCCUAACCAAAGUUUUUGGAUGCAACAUCGUCAUGGUGAUGGGCAUCACUGACGUGGAUGACAAAAUCAUCCGGAGGGCCCGUGAGAUGGACCUGCCACCUGCUUCUCUCGCCAGGCACUACGAGGAAGAAUUUAAGCAGGACAUGGCGGCCCUGAAGGUGCUCCCGCCCACGGUAUACCUGAGGGUCACUGAAAAUAUCCCCCAGAUAAUUUCAUUCAUUGAAGGAAUCAUUGCUCGUGGGCAUGCCUACUCGACAGCAAAAGGCAAUGUCUACUUCGAUCUGAAGUCCAGAGGAGACAAGUAUGGCAAACUAGUUGGCGUGGCCCCAGGUCCAGUGGGAGAGCCAGCAGGUGAUUCUGACAAGCGGCACGCCAGUGACUUUGCUCUGUGGAAGGCAGCCAAGCCUGAGGAGGUUUUCUGGGCCUCUCCAUGGGGACACGGAAGACCUGGCUGGCACAUUGAGUGCUCUGCCAUGGCAAGCAUGGUGUUUGGAGGUCAGCUGGACAUCCACUCUGGUGGGAUAGACUUGGCUUUCCCUCACCAUGAAAACGAGAUUGCACAGUGUGAGGUCUUUCAUCAGUGCAAGCAGUGGGGAAAUUAUUUUCUACACUCUGGGCAUUUGCACGUGAAAGGCAAAGAAGAAAAAAUGUCCAAGUCGUUAAAGAACUACGUUACUAUUAAGGACUUUCUGCGGACGUUUUCCCCCGACGUCUUCCGGCUUUUCUGCACACGGAGCAGCUAUAGGUCAGCCAUCGACUACAGUGACAGUGCCAUGCUGCACGCCCAACACCUGCUCCAGGGGCUACGCUCCUUCCUCGGGGAUGCACGUGCCUACAUGAAGGGGCAGCUGGCCUGCAGCCCUGUCCAGGAAGACCAGCUGUGGGAGGGCCUCUCCAGCACCAGGGGGGCCGUGCGGGCUGCACUGGCGGAUGACUUUGACACACCCAGGGCCGUGGACGCCAUCUUGGGCCUCGUACACCUCGGGAACAGACAGCUCCAGGCAGCUCAGGACCCGGGCGGCCCGAGAAGCCCAGCAGUAUUUGGCGCCAUCGUCUCCUACAUUGAACAGUUUUUUGGGACUAUUGGAAUUUCUCUGGCAAAUCAGCAGUGUGUUUCAGAGGAUGGCAGCGCGGCUACCCUGCACAGCGUGGUGGAGGAGCUGGUACGGUUCCGGCAGAGUGUCCGGCAGUUUGCACUGACCACACCAGAAGCCCCCGGGGAGGCCCGGCGGCAGCAGCUCCUGGAGAGGAGGCCCUUGCUGGAGGCCUGUGAUGUCCUGCGCCGGGACCUUGCCAUCCAUGGCAUCAGCAUCAAGGACAGAAGCAGUACAACCUCCACGUGGGAGCUUCUGAGUCAAACGACGAGAGACCCCAAGCCAGGGAGCUGAGGGUGGGGUGCCAGGACCCAGCCGCUCAGUGAAGCUGCUGCUUCCUAUGGCACAACUUUAUAUUCAGCGUUCCCAGCCAACACUGAAAUAGAGCAAACCAACACCGUCCCACUGGUGUCAUGACUGGGCCUAAAAAUCUAACCUAAGGUACCAACACUGCGCAGUGAGACCAGCUGGCCCAGCCAGCUCAGACAAUGUGGAAGUAAGAGCAAGAAGCCGGGGCAGUGGAAGGUGGGCGGUGCCGUGGCCCGUCUGAAGCCUAGAGGAUGGACCAGGUGGCUUCCCCUCCCAGCACCGUGUUUGUCUCUGCUUAGAGGUGACUAGAACCUGCCUGCAGUCUGGCUAUACAGUAAACAUCCUGGCAGCUGGUGUCACUUUGGCUCUUGUGGUGUGAACAGCAGGUGGGGGGGUCAGGGCUGGGCCUGAGAAAGGUUAGUGGCAGAGAGGUUGGGAGAGCCAGGCGAGGGCAAGAUGGAGAGGUGAGAGAGACAGGACUCCUGAGGGCCAGGCAGGGUCCUGAGUGUUAUGUGGCUGCAUUCCUGGCCUGCAAGCUCCCGUCUCCAACUUUUCUGCCACAGCUGCUGAACAAUGCCCUCCGAGGCUCACAGAUGCUGGGCAGGCCUGCCUGCUGUCCCCACACUGCAAGGCUGGCAUCCCUUCAUCCCGGGCACAGCUGCAGGCAAGCACGUGGCUGGGCAUCCAGUCAUGUAGGAUGUUUAAUCGUGACCCCAAGGUACAGAUCUUCUCACUCUACAGAUAAGAACAGUGGUUUCAAGUUAUCCACCGGAAAGUUCCCCAGAGGGUACCUUGUAGUGAGACACCCAAAGCCACUUAGUACCAGGGGUCAGACUCCUGCAACGGCCUCUUCCUCACCAACCCCAUAACAAACUUCCGUUACUCUCCUGGUCCAGAGAAGCAGUUAACUUGAUCUGAAAAACACCAGCAGAAUCCAUCCUGGCCACUCAGAUGUGCUCCCCAUCUCUCUUUAAGCGAAGGGAUUCUGUACCUAUUCAGAGCAAAAAUUAAAGUGAUAAAAACCACAAGGAUAGAACCUGUGGCUUUGCU
Messenger RNA from Nycticebus coucang (slow loris), 2827 nucleotides. RefSeq names its product cysteinyl-tRNA synthetase 2, mitochondrial (gene CARS2). Gene Ontology annotation, biological process: cysteinyl-tRNA aminoacylation. The transcript is spliced from 15 exons. Gene Ontology annotation, cellular component: cytoplasm. Lineage: Eukaryota; Metazoa; Chordata; Mammalia; Primates; Lorisidae. The coding region runs from base 83 to 1762 and encodes 559 amino acids. The record is from RefSeq and is a predicted model, not a curated record. Gene Ontology annotation, molecular function: cysteine-tRNA ligase activity; ATP binding.